Anguilla anguilla (European eel) is the source of this 1893-nucleotide messenger RNA. RefSeq names its product sialic acid binding Ig-like lectin 15, like (gene siglec15l). Gene Ontology annotation, biological process: regulation of bone resorption; regulation of osteoclast development; regulation of actin cytoskeleton organization. Gene Ontology annotation, cellular component: plasma membrane. The record is from RefSeq and is a predicted model, not a curated record. Lineage: Eukaryota; Metazoa; Chordata; Actinopteri; Anguilliformes; Anguillidae. Bases 50 to 1237 code for a protein of 395 amino acids. The transcript is spliced from 12 exons.
UGGUGCUCUUUCUUCUCUUUCAGAACCAUGAGCAUACAGCAUACUGAAAAUGUCUCACUGGGUGCUGUGCCUCCUUCUUCUCUGCUGCAUUAUAGGUUGCCGUGCUGUGGAGUGGUCUAUGUCUGUCCCAGCUCAGGUGAAUGGUACUAAGGGACAGAAUGCCAUUCUACCAUGCACUUUUACUCACCCACAACAGCACUUUUUCACAGGGGAGAUUCUUGUAAAAUGGAUAACGGGACAAUUUAAUGGGCAUACCAUUUUCCAGUGCAGUGUGAUGAACAGCACUGAAGGGAGGUAUGAGCAUUGUUCAGACCCCAAGGUGCCAAACCGUUACUCUCUGCAGGGGAACCCACAAGACAGGAACCUGUCGCUCCUCAUACGGGGGCUGGAGCUCACUGAUGUCAAAAGGUACUAUUGUAGAGUGGAGCUGGACAAGAGUAGAAGAGCCAUGUACCAGAACAGAACAGGAACCUGGCUCCAAAUCUCUGCUCUGCCUGAGAUCCUCAACCUCACCCUGGUGCCAGGACCUCCACCCAGCAAUGUCAGCCUGGAAUGUGUGGCUGAAGGGAGCCCACGCCCUAACCUAAUCUACCACUCUCCAGCAGGCCUGGCGAUACCGGGCUUGAUACCUGUUUCAUCAGAUACCAAUCCCUUCCGGAUCGUGGUUCGCAUCCCUUUCACUUCACGUGACACGUAUGUGUGCCGAGCCACAAACCAGCUUGGCACAGCGGAGCGGGUCUUCUCCGUGCAUCAGGGGCCGUCAGCCCUUACCUUGGCCCUGUGCAUCCCUGGUGCCAUGCUCCUACUGGGUCUGAUGCUCUUCGCGCUUUGGCUCAAGCAGAGAGGAACUGUACCAACCUGCAGCUUUGGACACAGUAAAAAUUUGUUCUUUAGGAACAAGCAUAAAGAGGAAGCUCACAGUCAACCACCCGAAGGAACUGUACCAACCUGCAGCUUUGGACACAGUAAAAAUUUGUUCUUUAGGAACAAGCAUAAAGAGGAAGCUCACAGUCAACCACCCGAAGGAACUGUACCAACCUGCAGCUUUGGACACAGUAAAAAUUUGUUCUUUAGGAACAAGCAUAAAGAGGAAGCUCACAGUCAACCACCCGAAGGAGAUGAUACAGGGAUAGUAUAUGCUGAAAUUAAUUUGAAGAACAUCACAAAUGAUCUGGUGCUGCCUACGAUUAAAGAUCAAGACAAAGAUGUCUGCUAUGCUGAAGUGGUAUUCAGUUGAAAUGCUGCCUCUUUGAAGAAGAGCUGAAUCCAACUGUCUCGGCUCUGACUCUAUACUAUGAGAUUUCAUGUGGGUAGCAGUGUGUUGUGAUGGAAAGAGAACGUCAGGGCCUUAAUUUGAGAAUACUAAUGCAGAUAGCAAAUGCAGUGUGCAAGUUCUGGUAUGAAUACAUAUGAUGUGUGUCCAUCAAAUGCUAUUCUAAUGAUGCAAUAUACAAAAUGUACAUGGCACAUGUUGCAGCUAGGUAGGGUUUUGAUGUGUAAUGAGAUGAAAGUGUGAUGUAAGAACACAUAUGCAGUAGGAUCUAUGUGUGAAUGUCUGCAAUACAUUAAAGUUUAUUUUAUAACUGCACCAUAUAAAUGUCCAUGGUAAGCCAGUGCAUGAUUGUUUUUUUCUUCAAGAACAGGCUUCUGCUGGUGUAUUGUUCAGACCACUUACAUCUGUUAAAACCACACUGCACCCAGUGCCUAUUCCACCCAACCUGCUUAAAAAGUGCAAAUGUCAUUUUGUAAAUAACUAGGUAAAGAAAGUAUUGCAUUGGUAAAUUCAUUUUAUUUUUGACCUGCUAGGCUAUUAGGCAGUACCUGAAGCUGACCAUUGUAUUGCAAUUUCGGACACAGACAUUUUUUCUGUUCAAUUAAAAAUGGCACCAUUUA